This is a messenger RNA of Penaeus vannamei (Pacific white shrimp), 3075 nucleotides long. The record is from RefSeq and is a predicted model, not a curated record. Lineage: Eukaryota; Metazoa; Arthropoda; Malacostraca; Decapoda; Penaeidae.
AUGUCGACUACAAGCAACGCAGACGUUCACAUUAAAAUGGAAGCGGAGGAGAUCACAGCAGGAACCCCACCCACACUCUCUCAAGUGCAGUGUACAGUUGAAGACCUAAUGUUAAGGUAUUACAAAGGCGGUGCAGCCGCAGAAAGUGAUAGUGAAUAUAAGAAAGCUCUUGAAAAGAACUUAGAUUCUUAUUCAAGCCACAAAGUUAAGCUUGAAAGUGCAUUGAAAGAGGCAGAAAUAAAGAAAAGAAAAGCAAAGUUACAGUGUGAGGAGGCAGAAAUUGAAGCAGAAUUAGAAUUAUGUGUGUCUCGUCGCAAUGCUCAGUUGGCUGAAGUUGAGUACAGAGUAGUGUGUGAAGAAAGUAGUGAUAAGUUGUCAUCUAUUUCAGCAAGAGGCAGCAGAUUCUUUAAGUCGUGUCAAGCAGUACGUGGAAGAUCAGAACAGGUACCAGAAUUUGAUCUCAACCCUUCUUUGGAACAAGCUAUGCCUGUCAUACAACCUCUUCGUAGUCAGCCCAGUGAUGCCAAGGCUAAUCCUGUGAGUAACAGUUGUUGUGGAGAAUUGUCGCGUUUCCUUUUGAAGAAGGAACUUUCCCUGGCACGUUUCAGUCCAUUUGAUGAUCGUCCUGAGUCUUAUGUGCCUUGGAAAACUACUUUUCAGCAGACCAUUCAAGAUCUGCAUGUUACGUCUUUGGAAGAAGUUGACCUUUUACUCCGGUGGCUGGGCCCUGAGUCGUCCAAAUUUGCGCAGAGUAUAAGGACUUCCAAUAUACAUGAUCCAAGUAAGUGCAUCAAGUUGAUAUGGAAGAGGCUUGAAGAUAGAUAUGGCAGUCCUGAGAUUAUUGAAGCAUCUAUCAAGAAGAAACUAGAAAAGUUUCCUAAGGUUACGUUCAGAGAUCCCAAGAAACUGUAUGAUCUGCAUGAUCUUCUUUGCGAAGUACAGUCGCUUAAAGAAAAUCCACUUUACGAGAAACUGUUUGGACACUUUGACACAUCUGCAGGAAUAAACCCUGUGAUAAGCAAGUUACCUCCUUCAGUACAAGGAAAAUGGCGAGACAAAGCAUCCAACUACAAGAAAACACAAGACUUCAUUUCUGACGUUGCACAAAUCCAUAAUGAUCCAGGAUUUAAUUUUGAGCCAGAAGUAAGAUCUCAUACAGACAAGACUUCAAAGCUAGAUAAAUUUAAAGUAACUACAAAGAAGACUGUAGUGCCUGAUGAAGAAGCCCUUAAAUGUAUAAUACAUGGGACCAACCAUUCUCUACAUGAAUGUAAAAGCUUUAAGUCAAAGUCUUUAGAAGAACGCAAGAAACUUCUGAAAGAAAAUAGAAUAUGUUUUAAGUGUUGCAUCUCGAAGAACCACUUAAGUAGAGAUUGUCCAGAGGACAUAACCUGUAAAGACUGUGGAAGUAAAUACCAUUGCACUGCUAUGCAUUUGAAGAAAUUUCAGUCUGUUCCUGAGACAAGUACUAAGGCUCAUGGCAGGGAGAAGCCGGAGCAGAGUGUUGUUAAAGAGUCAGUACGUGAACAAGCUUUAGAUGUGACCAACAAGAGUACUGGUGUAUGUGAGGAAUUUCCUGGAAAGUCUUGUGCUAAAAUUUUGCCAGUUUACGUUUUUCAUGAGAGUAACCCGAGGAAGCGUAUGAAGUCAUAUGUUAUAUUAGAUGAUCAGAGUAACAAAUCUUUAGCUAAAGGAGAGCUUUUAGAUUUCUUUGAUGUUCGCUCUGUGGCAGAGGAAUACAUCAUAACUAGUUGCUCUGGCCGUUCAGUUAUGACAGGAAGGAAAGCUGGUGGACUAUGCAUACAAGCUGUUGAUGGUAGUCUACAGAUGAGCCUUCCUACAGUCAUCGAAUGUGAUGAACUUCCUAAUAAUAGGACUGAGAUUCCAACUCCCAACAUUGCUCGACUUCAUCCACACCUCAAAGACAUUGGUUCAGAAAUUUCACCUCUUGAUGAUCAGGCUCAGAUUCAAUUAUUGAUUGGUAGAGAUCUACCCGAAGCUCACCAUGUACUAGAUCAAGUAACAGGUCCACCAGGUACACCCUUUGCCCAGAAGAUGAAGUUAGGCUGGGUAAUUGUAGGUGAAGUCUGCCUGGGGAAGCAUCACGCAACAAAGAAUGUGAAUUGUUUCACCGAACCUGGAAAAUCCACAGAAGACAAAAUGUUCUUGAAGUUAAUGGAGAAAGAAUUUGUCAAAGAACCAGCAGGUAACUGGAGUGCACCUUUACCUUUUAAGCCCUUAAAGAAAAGAUUACCGAACAAUAAAUCCAUGGCUGUGAGACGUGCCAAUAGCCUAGCCAAGAGUCUUCAGUUCAAUUCUGUUAAAAGAGAACAUUUCCUAGACUUUAUGAAAAAGCUUUUUGAAAGAGGUCAUGCUGAAAUAGCACCACCUUUGAAAGAAAAUGAAGAAUGUUGGUAUCUUCCAGUGUUUGGAGUGUAUCAUCCAAAGAAACCUAGUCGUAUCAGGUGUGUUUUUGACUCUGCUGCUAAGUUUAGAGGUACAUCAUUGAAUGAUGUGUUGAUGACAGGUCCAGACCUAAAUAAUUCUCUGUUGGGUGUACUUCUACGUUUUCGAAAGAACAGAGUGGCUGUAUUAGCAGAUAUUGAGAUGAUGUUUUAUUCAUUUGAAGUACAUAAAGAACACAGAAACUAUCUUCGUUUUUUGUGGCACAAAGACAAUGAUUUAAGUAAAGAACUUAUUGAAUAUCGUAUGACCAGACAUGUUUUUGGAAAUAGUCCAUCACCCGCAGUAGCAAUAUAUGGACUACAGAAGACUGCUGAAGCUGCAGGAAGUACAUAUGGUGAAGACGUCACAAAAUUUGUCCAGCGACAUUUUUAUGUUGAUGAUGGUCUGAUAUCUCUAUCAAACCAAGAAGUCAUGUCAGCCUUGCCAGGUGACGACAUCUCUCAAGAUUUGAAGGACAUGGACUUUGAUGCUGAACAUCUUCCGUUGCAGAGAAGUUUAGGAUUAUAUUGGGAUCUUCAAGCAGAUAUCUUUACUUAUAGGAUUGCAGAAGAAAACCCUUCACUCGUAGAGGUGUGCUGUCAACAGUCAACAGCAUUUAUGAUCCUCUAG